AUGUCUGAUAGUAAAGAAGAGUUGAAAAGUCCUCAAAAAAGUGGAGCCUAUGUUCCACCUGCUAAACUGAAGGAGAUACAGGGCAAUGCCCAAUUUGCUGAGGGCUCCGAGGAUUAUCAAAAGUUACAAUGGGAAACGCUUAAGAAGUCGAUCAAUGGACUUGUAAACAGGGUUACUAAGGAAAACCUCAAAGAUGUGGUUAUCAAUCUUUUCAAAUUGGAUAUAGUGCGCGGUAAAGGCUUGCUCGUCAAGAGCUUGAUGAAAUCCCAGAGGGUGUCAGAGGAUUAUAGUUCUGUCUACGCCAGUUUAGUAAGCGUUAUCAACUCCAAAAUUCCGGAGAUUGGAAAGUUGCUUAUCACGAGGCUUGUUUUGCAGUUCAAGAAAGAUUACAAGAUAGAUAACAAGCAGGCUUGUACUGCUGACCUUUCUUUCAUUUCUCAAUUGACGAACUUCCAGGUAUCACACGAAAUACUAGUACUACAGAUUCUUUAUGAGUUGUUGGAGAAGCCAAUCAAUGAUUCGGUGGAACUGGCUGUGGAACUGAUGAUGCAGUGUGGCCAUCAUCUUCAUAUGCAUUCUAAAGUGGCAUGUAAUGCUAUCUUUGAGAGAUUACGUGCUAUUAGGACGGAGAGCUUGAUGAGUAGUCGUGUUCAAUACAUUCUAGACAAAUUGUUCGAGCUGCGGCGUAAAGGAUUGGAAGACGAAGGCCAAGUAGAUGAUGAUUUGGAUAUUACGGAGGAGGAAGAUAAGAUAACUCACUCGAUUGGUUUGAGUGAUGAGUUAAAUGGUGAAUGGAUGUUGGAUGAUUUCCGUUGUGAUGAAGAUUAUGAUGAAAACGAGAAGAAGUAUGAAAAACUAAGGAAAGAGAUAUUAGGCGAAAGUGUUGACGAUGAAGGUGAGCACGAGUCUGCUGAGGGUUCUGAGGAAUCAUCAGAGGAGGAGUUUUCAGAUUCUAGUGAUGAAGAUAAUGAUGGCGACGAUGUGUCCCACAAUAAUGACAAUGAAGUGAAGGAAGAGAUUAAGGACUUAACUGAGCAGGAGCUAACGAAUUUUCAAAAAAGUGUUUAUUUGAAUGUCAUGGGCAGCAUGGGACCCGAGGAAGCUGUUCAUAAGUUACUGAAGUUAGAUGCAAUUGACCAUACGAAGCAUGAAUAUAUGGUGGUUGAUAUGUUAGUGAAGUGCUGUGCUCAAGAAAAGUCAUAUUCAAAAUUCUAUGGGUUGAUUGGUGAAGGACUAAUUCUUGUUGGUAGAAAAUGGGAGGAUGCCUUCAACUUGGUCUUUGAGGAAAAUUGGGACGCUUGUCACAGAUAUGAAACUUCACUUCUUAGAAACAUUGGUACUUUCUGGGGACAUAUGCUUUCAUCUGAUAAAAUGGGAUGGGAGGUUUUAAGAAUUAUUAAGUUGACGCAAGAGGAUACCAGUUCUGCACAGCGUAUUCUAUUGAAGUUUGUAUUUUUAAGAAUACGCUCAGAACUUGGGGUUAAUGAACUUUUGACCAGACUAAAUGAACCAUACAUUAAAUCCUUCAUUCAAGGUCUAUUUCCAGAGACUAGUGCAGAGCAUAUUAGGUUCUCCAUUAACUACUUUACCGCUAUUGGCUUAGGAAGGUUGACUGAAGAUAUGAGAGAAACAUUGAAGAACCUUCCAGAUUCGGAUGGAGAAAGUGGAAGGUCAAGCAGUCGGUCUUCCAGUUAUUCUUCUGGAAAAUCAUCGAGAUCCUCAUCGAGGUCUUUGUCCAGAUCCUCAUCCAGAUCGCCCUCUCGAUCACCUUCUCGGUCUUCUACUAGAGCACCGUUCACUGAUCAACCUCCUCACUCUCGUAAGAAGCCCCGAUGGACCUCUUCUUCACGCGCCCCAGGAAGCAGGGAUUAUGGUACCAAUGCCAAUGCGAUUCCGCUUGGACCUAAACGAGGAUAA
Brettanomyces nanus is the source of this 1917-nucleotide messenger RNA. RefSeq lists its product as uncharacterized. Gene Ontology annotation, cellular component: catalytic step 2 spliceosome. Gene Ontology annotation, molecular function: protein binding; RNA binding. Gene Ontology annotation, biological process: mRNA splicing, via spliceosome. NCBI's taxonomy places the organism in Eukaryota, Fungi, Ascomycota, Pichiomycetes, Pichiales, Pichiaceae. The transcript has a single exon. Bases 1 to 1917 code for a protein of 638 amino acids. The record is from RefSeq and is a predicted model, not a curated record.